CCCCACCUGGCGAGUGGGCGGCGCUGGACUAGGGGGACGGGGCUGGGGCCUCUCAACUUUUCCUGGACCCAUGGUGUCAGCAGCGGCCGCCAGAUGCCCGGGGUUCGGCGGGAGGGGGAACCCGACCAGAGGGAGAGGGCUUCCAGGAGACAAAGACUCGGGCCGGGGCUGGGGGCAGGGGCCGGCGCCUCGGGGGUCUUUGUGCCGACACGUGCAUCUCGCGUUUGUGAGUCUUUGUGGAUUUGGGUCCGGGGACGUGCAUCUGCCUGUGCCUUUGUAUGUCCGUGGCUUCGCGUGGCUGUUUCGCGUCUGUGUCCACGUUUUGUGGGCCCGUUUGGUUGUGGGUGUUGGUGGGCGCAUCGUUGUGUCCGCGUACGUGGUCUGUGCCUGUCGACGUGUCGGGAUUGGGCGUCCGUGGAGUGUGUGCGCGCCGAGAGCCGGACACCGCCCCAACUCCUCGCUCCCCUGCUGUCCACCCGGGCCCCGGACUUGGCUUCAAACUUUUCUCCCGGUUUCUCGGGCAGCAGCUCAGGUCCUCCCCGCUGCAGCCUGGGCUGGGGACGCUGGCAACCCUACGCUCUUUCGUCUCCUGGGAUCCUUAGAGCCGGGAGGGGACGAGACAGGACCGGCGGGGGUUGAGGGUGGGGAUCGGCAGUGCCUGGGGAAUGGCCUCACUCAGGGCGGGAGGAACGUGCCGGCCACCCCCGCCGAACUAGCUAGGGGGAGAGAGGGAAGCGGCUAGUCCUGGGCCCCGGCCAGGAGCUGGAGAAGAGGAGCAGGCAACCGGUGUUGCUCGCCCGGCGCUUCUCGGAGUGUAUGUGAUCCAGAGAGACGUGUCCUCCGGGCAGAGAGGCCAGUCCCCAGCCCCAGCUCCGCUUUGAGAUCCGCUCUCGGUUUGCAAGCCGCCCCUGGGGUGGGGGAAUCAGCCCUCCGAUCCCGUAGGUGAGAAUGUGACGGCUUUUCAGGAUCCGGGCCUGGCCGGGGCGCCGGCUCCCGGACCCCCAAUUGGACUGUGGUGCGUAGGAACCUUGCACAUACUGGUUGCGCAAGGGCCGGCUCCUGGCCCACAGUACGGCACUGUGCAAAUUGCCCAGCUUGUUAAGGAUGGGGGUGAGAACUCCCUCGUGGCGCCGAGCGUGCGGUCAGGAUACCCAGCACAGCCUGCGAGAGCCGGCCUGGGAGCGGUGCCCGCCCACACUUGGCCCGGGCGAGGAGGUGACUCAGGAACCUAUCCUAUCCUUCCUCCUUGCCUGCUCUACCCUUCCGAGAAGUCUAGGCUUGCAGAGCCCAAGUCUGACCCUAGAGGGAGGGUUCAGGUGACGGGAGACUGCUGGGCUUUUGAUCCUGCGUCCCAAAGAUAACCCUAACACCUUAUCUCACAGCGGACCCACCCCGCCCCAGUCUUAUACCCAGAAUUUUGCCAGAUACUGUAGAUGUGGAGGGGCACAAGCCAUUCACCUUGGAAGGAGGCCACCGUGGGCACUUUCUUUCCCUCUCUCGGCUUCAGUUUCCCCUCUGGAAAGGGAGGUGUUGACAGCCUCUCUCCUCCCUUUGGAUUCAGGCUGACUGGUAGAGACCCCAAAACCUGAAAACACUUUAAUGUUACACACAUCUCCAUUCUACCUUGACUAAUUCUCUGGCACUAAUUUGGUCUUUUGAAGGAGAGGCGAGGAGGUGGCUUUGAAGUUACUUAGAGAUGAAGUGAGGUGGGCCAGGAGCCCCUGCAGUCCAGGAAGGCUGGAAUGCAACAGUCUGGGGAAGUCAGGUGAAUAUACCCUGGAGAGAGAAAGUGUCUCCCACAGAGGAAACUGCACUGCAUGGCUCUGUGCACUCUGAUAACAGCACAGAAGAGGUCGGCAUUGUGGACGGUCAGAUGGGGGCAGAGAUUAGAAUUCAGCUUGAGGCUGGGAAGGAAGGCAGUGGCCAAGUAUGAAGGCCUUGAAUGCCAGGCCUAGGAGCUGGUAUUUGAACUUGUACUCAGUAGAGAGCUGCUGGAGGGUUUAAACAGAUGUGACAGUAUGGGAAAGGUAAUUUAAGAAAUUUUCCUUUGGCUUGUGGAUGGUGCUAGACACUGGGAGAGGAAUCUGGAGGCCAUUGAUUGCUCCAGCCUUUUAGAGUCAGAAGGACCUGAAUUUUACUCCUACUCCAUUGCUUCCUAGCUCUGUAGCCAUGGGCAAGCAACUUGACCUCUCUGAUUCUUGGUAUCCUCCUCCUUCAAAUGAAGACAGGAAUUCCUGUCUCAUUGAUCUGUGAAUGUCAACUAGGUAGGAUAAUGAAUUACAUGUGCUAAUAAAAUGAGAAGAGAUUUAUAGUCUGUAUUACAUUGUGCGGACAUUUGUUGGCUUGCACUGACAAUAGUCAACAUCUACUAUGGUCCUACACCUGCUUUCACCACCUGGCAAAGCCCUUAGUAUCCUGCAAGCUUGGACCAAUUGUUACUUUCUCCAAGCAGAGGAAAGCUUUCUGAUCAGGGCUUUUCACAUGUAGUUUAUUCUCUUUCACUUGGCCUAGCCCCAUGCCGGAAAGGAGCUGGACACAAAUUUGGAGAUGGCCACAGACCACGAAGUGUUUUACCUUGAAGAACGGCCUAGGGGGAGGGUGACCUUUUGCCAGAUGAGAGGCAGGUUAGAUUUGAAAUCGAAUGAGUAAGAAUUUGUGUGGUAGACAAAAGAAGGCCAUCUCUGUCAUCUUCAGCAGAGAGAACAGCCUGUGCAAAGGCAGAGAGCCCUCAGAGCGAGACGGGCCUCUAGAUUGGCACUUUCUCUUUGUGGGAUGGGUUUUAAACAGGGAGCAGUGGUGGGAUCCUAGUCUUCUGUUGAGAUUGUUCUCUGGUGCCCAGCAAGGCAGGCUAUUGGAGGCAGAGGGCCAGGAACAAGUUGAUUGCAACAGUCCAGGCCAGGAGGAAGACACACUGGAAGGAAAAAAUACUAUUGGGAACCUUACCCUUGUAGAUUAUCCUCCUUGGGUGAGGUUGCUGGGGCCCCAGGGCCCACCUGCAUCAGGGAUCAUGUCACAGAGGAGGCCGGGCACUGGGUGUCAAAUUACCUGGAUCCUGAGUCCAGCCCUUGGCUUCCAUGGCUGUGUUGACUCUGGACAGAUCACUGAACUUUCCUGGGUGUCUUUAUGCAGCUGUAGAAGAGAUAGGAUGCCAUCUAACCUGCUAACCUUGCAGGAUGACUUGCAGGGAGGCACUGGAAAGGCUGAGUGGUGUCCUUGGGUAAGGUGGUAGUAUUCUACAUGCCUGGUAUAUCUUCAUAUAGUGUGAUAGACCCAAAGCUCAGCUCCCAGGACAUAAAAAUGAACCUAACGCCAUCCCUGCCCACCAGAGGACAGACAGGUAAACAUAAUUAUCGUCCAGCACGAUUAGCUAGCCAUCAUUUACAUGGGCCCAUUUGUACAUUGAGGCACAGUGGUAUAAGGAGCAUCGGAUUUGGAGCUAAGAACCUCUGGGGUUGAGACCUGGUUCCUCUACUACCCAGCUUAAUAAUAUCAGUCUCCUUCUCUGCAAAAUAGGGACAGUAAUCCCCAUGGUCAAGGACUGUGGUGAGGCAUAAACAAGGUGCUAGCAUAGAAGUGCAUGGUGAGCUGAUGUGUUUAUACAGAUGUGUACCAUUAGCAGUCCUGCUGGGAGAGCCAGCCCUCAAGGCUCCAGGAGUUAGCCCUGAAAUUCUUUUAGCCUUGCAUUUCCAGAGCUGACUAAGUGGUUGGGGGGCAGGAUGUUAAUGGAAUUUGCACCUGGGGAUUUCGUUGGCAUCAGCUUGAGUGAGCUCAUGAAGAAGGAAGCAAGGUGGGAGGCAGCCAGGCAUUGAGGAGCAGCUGGUGAAAGCAAAGGCCUGUCUUAGGUGGGUGCUGGGGCCCUUGGUCCAGGCCAAGGCCCAGCUCCCCACCCACUUUGUUCCUGCGCCAGAGACUCCCUCUUGAAGCUGUGGUGAGGAACUGGCAAAUCUAUGGGCCCGAGAUGCUGUGUUGCAGCACCAGAGGUAGGCAGCUGGGGCCAGGGGGGCCAAGCCAGAACCCCUAACCCCAGAGAGAUUUUCUCAUAGGAGAGGCAGCUUGGGACCUGGCCAGCAAACACCAGCAAAGUGGAGAAUGUUGGCACAAUGGACCUGCCAUGCAUUGGGAACUUGGUUAGGGAGGAACAUAAAGAAAAAUGACACUGUCGUUGCCCUCAGGAAGCUUAAUAAAUCAUCGCAAUCAUUGUUUACCAAGCGCUGAGCACUAAUAUGUGGCAGAUAGCCGAAUGCUUCACACGCUGCCUCUUAAUGCUUUAGCCAGCUCUGUAUUGUUAAUCCUUCUAAGGACACUGAGAAUCAACCAGGUUGAGACUUGCUGAGGCUAGUAGGUAUGGAGUUGAAUUCACACCAGGUCUGAGUCCAGCGGUUGACUCUUAACUGCUGGACUCUUUCUUUAUCCAGCAGUGCUGCCUACCAAGCCUGGCUCUGGCUUCAGGUGUGGGAAAAUAUUAACAGGUGAAGAAGGCAGGAUCAUGCCCAUUUCAAGUCAGGAAAUGGGCAGGUAAAUAACUAAUAGCAGAGAAUUUACUCAAUGUAUGUCUGAGGAAGUGUGCCCAAAGUCUGGUGUGACAGGCCAGGGGAGCAAGGAAGGGAGGGAGGGGUGGCACAGGAGUGGGCAGAACAGGCUUCAUUCCACUGGCGGGGCCAGGGCAGGCCAGGUGGAUGCGGGCAGGGCUGGAAUUCCCAGCCCUGGAAUUCUCUGAGUUUGGGGUAAAUGUGAGCAGAGGCUGUCACCAACGCUGUAGAUUCAAGUUCAGAUGGGGGCUCAGGAAGGGGAGGGAGGAAAGUGGGGACAACUUGCAGAUGUCCCCGUACAAGGAAGAACUUGAUUUCUGUCGGUAAAAGUAGAAGUCGAGAGGUUUUUGAGAAGGUGGAUGACGUGGCCAAAGUUGUUUUAGAGACUCUCUAGCAGGGCCUGGAGUGUCACAGUGGAGAGACCUGUCUGGAGACUAUUAGGACCACACCAUUUAUUCUUUUGACCUCACGAGACAUCAGCAAACUUUCCUUAGAGUCACAACGGGCCCAACUCACGGCCCCUGCCCAGAAGACCUUAUGCUUUGUCCCCUAAAGCAAGGGUGGGUAGUUUCUAAGUCCUUGUCCUCCUACCCUGGUGUUCUGUAACCUCAUUCAUCAGUGGAUCUUUUACCUUGUAUCUGCAGGUCAGGGUUUGGAAAAGAGGUGAUGUGUCUGGAGCCACAGAUCCCUUUCCUCCCUUAGCUUCCAUGGUGGCCAUUGGUCUGCCUCUCCCUUUCUCCAUACUUGCCCGGUUCACGCUGUGAAGGCCUUUCCUCUCUGCAGAGCAGAGAGGCUGGUGUCUUUGUCUAGAGGAACUCACAUUCCCCAUCCCUUCCCAGAUCCAGCAGCCCUGUAAAGAAACAACACAGUGGCCUCCAUGGAAAGACCCGCUCCCCAGGAGGGUGCUGAUAAGAGCUUUGACAUGUUUGAUACAUGUUUGCUAAAGGAAGGAGGAAGAAGAUAGGGUCAGGCCCACCCAUUGAUCCCCACCCCACUGGCUCCCUGUCGGUGGAGGAAGGCAGGGCAGCCCACACUGAGCCCUUCCCCUGUGCUGGGAGCCCUGCUAGGUGCCUUACUUCCGUUUUGUUUCAUCUUCAUGACAGUCCUGUGAGGUGGCUAUUAAUGUCCCGUUUUACAGAUGAGGAGACUGAGGCUCAGGGAUCGUGGCCAGCCAAGAUCAGAGAAAGCAGAGAGGGCCAAGAGGCAGUCCUAUCAGGAGCCUUUGUUACUCACUGUGUUUUAUAUAUUUUCUUACUAUGAGAGGAAAUGAGGGGGAAAGGAGAUUAAGUCAUGUUUUAAUUAGAGUUCACUAUCUGAAGAAAAACCACUGUUUUGCUGAUAUAUUUUCUUCUAGACUUUCUAAAAUUAGAAUUUAGGUUGGGUUUUUGUAAUACACAGUUAUAAGUUAUAGUUUUCUUAGACAUGCAAUUUAUCCUUAUGAUACCUAGCAUUAUGGCAGCAUGAAAUUGUAAGCUCUUCUGAGUGUUAUUUUUGACUCCCUAAGAUCCUUAAGAGAGUCAGUAGCUAUGUUGAGGGGCCAGAGAAGCCCUGGGCCUGGGGUCAGGAAGUUGGAGCCUGAGCAUCGGUCACCACGCCUCACUGGGGAUCCAUGGAUAAGUCGCUGCAUGCUCUCUUCAUCGCUAAAGUGAAGGGGUGCACACCGCGCUCGGCAGUCUUCCCUGCGUCAAAUCACAAGUGAGAAAGUGAGAAGAGGCCUUUUGUAAACUAUAAAGGGCUCUGCCCCCCCACCAGGAAUCUUCCUUAUCUUCCCUCAGUCUCCUCCAGGGAAAGUUCUGCCCUCCCCUCGGUCCCUGAGCCUUCGCUAAGGGGCGUGCAGCAGUAGUGCCAGACCCCAGCAUCUCUGAGACACUCACAUGAAGGCACACCCCUCCUUAUGUUACCCCAAAGAGGACAUUUCCUCUAAGCAGAACAGGGUCGCCGACUCUCAAAGACCACCAGCCCACACCUCUGCCUUUGUCCCCUCUUGGGGAUUUAUCCCUUCUCUUCUCUCAACAGCCUGGGACACCCCUGAGAGGCCUCUGGGCUCUACUGUGACCUCAGGAAAGCCCCGGCGCCAUUGAGUACUAAAAAGCUUGCCACCUACCAGCUGUCAUAGCAGUCAAUGGCAGCUGGCGCUUGGCCCUAGGACUCUCGACACAUAGCUCUUCUUUUCGCAGCGACACAGAAGUACACGUUCCACUGGAACCAAACCAAUUAUGAGGUUACAAAGGCCUGAGUUCAGUUCCUGGCUCUGCUGCUUUCCUUUCCUCAUUCUCAGUUUCCUCCACUCAAAAAUGGGCAUAAGACUGCUGACCUCCUGGAGUGACUGGGGAUUAUAUGAGAGAACAUGUGUCUAGCCAGAGACAUGAGGACUGUCUCUGACUGUCCCCGUCAGCACUUUCCAUGUGAAUGUCCAGGGCGGAGCAAGAACCUGUCCAGGGCACCCUCAGAGUGUUCACAAGCACAGCUAUCUAGUUAGGUCUCAUUUUGUGCCCCUGCUUCCCUUACAUCAGCUGUCCCUCCCAUUGCCUCAAUUCCAUGCCCAUGGUGGCCCAGUGAUGACCACCCUGCAUGCGUGCAGAGCUUUUCAGUUUGUGUUGCAUUUCAGUGAGGGUCGAAUGAACUUAUAUGAAGACGGCAGGACAAGAAUUACUGCCUCGUGGUUCAAGGGACAAGGCUGAGGCCUGGAGAGGAGUGGUGAGAGGCCCCCUAUCUGUACAGCUGCCACCAUGCUGUGGCCCAUGCUGCUGCCCACACUGCUGUUGCUGGCUGUGAGAGGAGUCCAGAUGACUCGGCCAUGCUCUCCUGGGUGCCAAUGUGAGGUGGAGACCUUCGGCCUCUUUGACAGCUUCAGCCUGACACAAGUGGAUUGCAGUGGCCUGGGCCCCCACAUUGUGCCCGUGCCCAUCCCUCUGGACACAGCCCACCUGGACCUGUCCUCCAACCGGCUAGAGACAGUGAAUGAGUCAGUGUUGGCAGGACCAGGCUAUACCACACUGGCUGGCCUGGAUCUCAGCCACAACCUGCUCACCAGCAUCUCGCCCACUGCCUUCUCCCGCCUUCGCUACCUGGAGUCCCUCGACCUCAGCCACAAUGGCCUAGUAGCCCUGCCAGCCGAGAGCUUCACCAGCUCACCCCUGAGUGACGUGAACCUCAGCCACAACCGGCUACGUGAGGUCCCAGUGUCUGCCUUCACUACCCACAGCCAGGGCAGGGCAUUGCAGGUGGACCUCUCCCACAACCUCAUCCAUCACCUCGUGCCCCACCGUGCGCGGGCCAGCCUGCCCACACCCACAAUUCAGAGCCUGAAUCUGGCCUGGAACCAGCUCCGUACCAUGCCCGACCUCCAGGACUUGCCCCUGCGCUACCUGAGCCUGGACGGGAACCCACUGGUUGCCAUCGGCCCAGGUGACUUCACGGGGCUGGCCGGCCUGACACACCUCUCACUGAGCAGCCUGCAGGGUCUCCCCAAACUGGAGCCGUAUGGUUUCCGUGAGCUGCAGGGCCUGCAGGUCCUAGACCUGUCAAACAACCCCAAGCUCAAGUGGGCAGGAGCUGAGAUGUUCUCAGGCCUGGACUCUCUGCAGGAGCUGGACCUGUCGGGCACAGACCUGGUGCCCCUGCCUGAGAUGCUGCUCCUGCACUUCCCAGCACUGCAGAGCAUCAAUGUGGGCCAGGGUGUGCGGUGCCAGCGCCUGGUACGAGAGGGCGCCUAUCCCCGGCAGCCUGGCUCGAGCUCCAAGGUGGCCCUACACUGCAUAGACACCCGGGAACCAGCUGCCAGGGAUGCCCACACCUUGUGACGAAUGGUGUGGUCUGGGGCCACAUAAAGACUGCUGCCCUGGGCUGACUCAGGUCCUGGGUAAUUUAUAUUUUAAUGUGCCAAUGCCAGUGGGGACUCUGCAGGCCUGUAUGGCGACAUCAUUGAAACAUAGUUGUGGACCUAAGAAGAGGCUUUGGACCUGGGACCAACACCUAGGAGCAAAGUCUUGCUGCUUUGUCUAUGUUACCCCCAAACCAUAAGCAGAGGGUCUUCAAUGCCAAAGCAGAGCAGUCCCCUGCUGUCCUUCCCCACUUGACCCUAAAGUGCCUUCUCUCAGGCCUGGACCGAUCUGACCAUGACAGGAAGAAGGUCAGAGUUCAGGUCUAUGGCUGAGCGCCCCCUUGGAUCCACAGUCCAGUUACUCAGGGGCAUGGGUUUCUUUUGCUCUGGGCACGUGUGGCCCACUUUAUCUUUUUCUCUUCCCCCUAGGACCCUGGUUAGAAUUUUAGUUAUAGAAAGGACUGGAGAAAAAAAAAUCAAGUCCACCUCCUGAUGUGACAGAUGGGGUAACAGGCCUAGAGAAGGAAAAUUGCUAAUCUGAGGUACUAUAGCAGCAGAGGCAUGACUGGACCCAGUGUCCUGCCUUCCAGCUGGGCACGUUUACAUUUUGCUGUCUUCUCUAAAUCAUGCCAUCCCUCUCCCUUUCUGGGCUCCCCUUGCUGCCAAGACCCACAUCCUGCCGUUUAUGCCCUUUCCCUGUCAUCCCCAGGAGGACAGGCAAGGGCCUCAGGAGUGGAACGCUGGGCCCAGUGACCAGCUGUGUGGCACAGGCUAAGUCAUUUCAUCUCUCAGAGCCUCUGGAAGCUACAGGCAUGCCAGUCCCAGUUCUGCCAGUUUCCCACUCGGGAGCAGUCCCCCAACAUCAAGACUAAAUGUACCCACUGAUCCUUGAGGCACUGCCUCUAGAUGCACGCCCCCCGCCCAACAUGUUGACGCAAUCUUGGAGCCCCACCUGGCCGUGGGCAAGGAGGGGCCUCCUAGAUUCAGUUCCCACUGGCCUUGAAUUCAUAGAGCCUGCAUAGCCUAUCUUCCCCCAACUGAGAACGCAGCAGAAGGAGGCAGGCAGCUCUCAUCCAAGUUUAUGCUCCCCUACUAGGGUGGCUCCCAGCCCUGGGCUCUUUCCUUAGUCUUCUUUUUAUACAAGUUGUUGCCUUUUUAAUGGACUGUCACUUUCAACCAGCCAGCCCACCCUCCACCCCCUGCUGGUAGGGGAUGGAAAAAUGUCACUUGUAAAAGAAAAAGUUUCAUUUGUUUACUUUUGUAAUAGUGUGUCCUAGGGAUAUGUUGGGGAGAAGGUGUUGGGUAGAAGCCAACCAUCAGUGGCCAUGUGGGCAUCAGGGGGCUGGUCCCACAAAGAUGCCCACAGGACACUGAGAGCUCUGUCUUCUCCUACCAGCCCCACCCAAUACCUAACUGGUCCUUGGUUUAAUAAACAUUUUUUAAAGAGUC
Molecule: messenger RNA, 9801 nt
Organism: Pteropus alecto (black flying fox)
Lineage: Eukaryota; Metazoa; Chordata; Mammalia; Chiroptera; Pteropodidae
Gene: TSKU
Product: tsukushi, small leucine rich proteoglycan
Exons: 2
Coding region: 7259-8332 (357 amino acids)
Cellular component (GO): extracellular matrix
Molecular function (GO): protein binding
Source: RefSeq, a predicted model, not a curated record